This is a messenger RNA of Drosophila subobscura, 2083 nucleotides long. RefSeq names its product DC-STAMP domain-containing protein 2. NCBI's taxonomy places the organism in Eukaryota, Metazoa, Arthropoda, Insecta, Diptera, Drosophilidae. Gene Ontology annotation, cellular component: membrane. The transcript has 9 exons. Bases 40 to 2076 code for a protein of 678 amino acids. The record is from RefSeq and is a predicted model, not a curated record.
UAGUAAUAUCAAAUAGAACAUCGAAAUCCAUGUUUCAAAAUGGAAACUAGACACGCCGUGUGGACAUUUAAAGUUGUUGUGCCUAUUGUUCUAUGUGGCUAUAUUUGUGGCUUAGUUUUAACACUCGUGUGGUAUGAAUGGCAUCCGGCGCUAAGAAGGCAAGACCUGAACGCACGUUGGCUGACAGUUGUGGGCCUGGCAUUGCUCUUAAUUGUUCUCUUCUAUGGGCGUCCCGUCAGGUGCAUACUGACUCUGGCCAUUCCCUCCUUGUGCAGCUCCCGCGGACGCGCUUUUCUGAUAGCUCUGGCCUUCUUCCUGGCGGCCAUUGGGCCGACUGCCAAUAUCCUCGCCAAUCUGAAGGUGAUGUUGCGCAGCAUGGCCUGUGGGCAAGAGCUGCUGCGACAGGCUCUGGGCCAAAUGCUGGAUGUAGUAAUGGAACCAGCAAAGUCCAUCAAAAUGGCCAUAGAACUGAUGUUGGACGAGGUGCGUCGAGUGCUGAAGCAAGUUCUGGAGACUCUGCUGCGCAUCCAAGAGUACCUGCUCAUCAUCAUUGGAACCCUCAAGAACUGCUUGGCCUGGCUGGAAUCCAUUGUGGACAUGUGCAACGAGGAGAUGGACACACCGUGGGCACGCUGCAAACAGGCUGCCCUUAGUGCCAUGAGCAAGUGCCAGGAGAAAUUGGGUGUCUUCAAGCCCAUCUGUCAUGUGACCCAAGUGUUUCUGGCCCUGUGCUAUCCGGCAAAGAUAAUCGACGUCUUUUGCACUGGCUUCUGGGAUGUACAGUGGGAGCUGCUGGACAAGGUCAUGGAGCAGUACCAUUUGUUUGUGGGCCACAUCAGGGAAAUGUUUGAUGUUAAAAUCGCAUUUGAACACGACUUCCAUUUCAACACCAAUUCCUCGCGGGAUCUCUCGGAGGUGGGCGAAGAGAUUGUCCAGGAUAUCAACAAGCGAUUGAAGCCAUUGAUGUUCAUGUUCGGCUGGCUGGAUCUGCUCUGCUACAUCUUGAUUGUGGCUGUGUUUAUUAAGGCCAUCUACUUCUAUGUCCGCUACAUGCACAGUCUGGAGUAUCGGAAUGUUUAUUUAACUGAAUCCAUUUAUGCCAUCGAGAGGACCAGGGAGCAGCACGGAGACGAGCUGCUGUUGCCGCUGAAACGACUUGAAAGAAGAAAGUACAUUAAGCUCACCAGUCCGCGCCUCACCUCCUCCGAGUGUCUGGAUAUUGUGGGCAACUCAUUUUUCAUGAUUUUCACCUCCCUGCAGCUGUUCUCCAUUUGCUUUUUGGACUACAGCCUCUUCUGGCUGCUGGCCACCAUGUCGUACUAUGGCCAUCAGGAGUCAGGACUGGAGGUGCCUGCCUACAUCGAUCUGCAGAUUAAAGGAGGAGGAUUUGUGGCUGAUAUAAUGAGAGGAAUUUCCAAUGGCUUUCGGCCACUCACCCAGAAAACUGUCUUGGACACGAGCCACUGUCUGCCACUGCCCGUGGAGCCGAACUAUUGGAGAUAUGCUGAGAUCCUGGGACUCUGUUUGAUCUCCUGGCUGGUUCUGCUGACGGAGCCGUACUUUCUGCGCCUUCGUCAUGCGAUUAUGCGCUGCUUCUACCCCGAGAGAGACCAUGAGAGAGCGCUCUAUCUGCACAAUAAGAUCUUGACUGAGCGCAUAAGCGUAUUCAAGUUCGCACGUCGACAGGUACGAGCUGCCUUCAUGUACCAGGAUCACGAAGGGCACAUCACUUGCCUCAACUGGCUGAGGGGCAAGGUGAAUCGGUGCUGCUGUUGUGCCUGUCUGCUGGGUGCCAUGAGUGGUGAUGUCUGCAUUAUUUGCGCCAAGUCCUUGAGCUCCUCCACCCGCAUAGAUUGCGCCACCCAGGGCUGCAAAGGUGUGUACUGCCCGGCGUGUUUCAGUGAGUCGAACAACAAAUGCUGCCUGUGCCAUCGACCCAUAGAUUAUGGCGAUCUAAGUGAUUUCUCUGAAGUGCAGGACUCUUCAGAUGAUCCUGAGGCAGAAUCUUUUACGCAGCAGCAAGCUAGAUUAGAGUGUGGCGGAUACAGCAAGCAAAGAAGGAAAAAGCAGCCAUAGAAUUGCA